Messenger RNA from Xylaria bambusicola, 3977 nucleotides. RefSeq lists its product as uncharacterized. Bases 168 to 3623 code for a protein of 1151 amino acids. The record is from RefSeq and is a predicted model, not a curated record. The transcript has 5 exons. NCBI's taxonomy places the organism in Eukaryota, Fungi, Ascomycota, Sordariomycetes, Xylariales, Xylariaceae.
CCGCUCCCAUGUACUGCAGGACUCUCCAAUCAAAACCAAUCCAAGGUUAAUCCAAUUCGAUUCGUAAAUGCAGACGGUAUUUGUUUGAUUAUCCGCCCAUUUCUUUCGCUGCUCUUGUUCUCUCCGAGACGCGCGUGCGAUAUCUAGCCACCUGCGAAUAAUCCACAAUGGCCGACAGCUCGCCUGGGCAACAGGAUGACAUCAUUCCGAAACGCGUCGACAUGGACGAUGAUGAGAGGGAAAAGGAUGGCAAACCAAACGUCAGCCAAGCGCCUCCUCCACAGUUACAGUCACAGCCCCAACCCCAGCCAAAACCGGGUCUCAUCAUGGGACUCGUGACCAAGUUGGGCCUCGACGUCCCUACCCUGAUCGCCAUGUUCAAAGGCGCACUUGCUCCCGUCGUCGGAUUGGCCAUAUACCAGUCCGACGCUGUGGCUCAGGAAUUCUCAACUUUUGGAUACCUGGUAGCCGUCAUCGCCGUGCUCUCGCUCAGUGCGCUUCCUCGCGGAAAGUUUGUACAGACGUUGAUUCUGAAUCUGCUAUUCCUGGGCAUUGGAUCUGCUGUCGCGCUCCUAAUCCUGUGGUCGUCCUUGCAAGCGCGCCUCCACACGGAGACCGUACCGGCAGCUUACAACUCGAGCCAAUCGGCCGUGUCUGCCGUGUGGCUGUUCGCCAAUAUAUGGAUUGUGAAUACGCUUCGUGCAAAGUACCCAAAUCUGAACAUACCGAGCAUUGUCUACUCGAUUAUGACAAAUAUUCUGUGCACUUUCAGCCCACAGAUCACUAGCAAUGCCGCCUUCGAGGCUAUCGUCCGACGAUUGUUGACUGCAAUGCUAACCGGCUUUGCUAUCGCAACCGCUAUUUGUUUAUUAGUGCUUCCAGUCCCAAGCCGUGCCGUCUCAACCGCCCAGAUCGGCGGUCUCCUCAAGCUCCUCCAGGGGGCUGUGAAGCAAGAGAAGGCGUAUCUGCAGAGCCUGGAAAGAGAGGACAUGUUUGCUGUUCCGGCUGAUAUCUGCGCCGCGACGCAUCUGAGUGCCGAUUCUGAAAGCACUUCGGACAGCUCAAAAAUCGACAAGGAAGCAAAGAGCAAGAAAAAGCAAAAGAAGCACAAGGCGCAGCCUGAGUCCAAGUCAACUGCCGAGGGAAAGGCUAUUAAAGAAACUAUGUUCAAAUUGAGGCUCCUGACGAGUAAGAUUCACGCAGAUAUGCCAUUUGCUAAAAGAGACAUAGCGUGGGCCAAAUUACCGCCUAAGGACUUAAGUACAAUCUUGGAACUCUGUCGAGGUGUCGUGAUCCCGAUUCACGGCAUUGGUACUGUGAUUGAUAUCUUCCAGCGGCUGGCCGAGAAACGUGGGUGGAUUACCGACUCCGAGACGCCCCUAGACGUUCUUGCUGAGAAGAUGGAAGACAAAAGGGUUUGGAACGAAGUCAUGAAGCAACUUCAUGAACCAUUCGAGAAGCUUUCCACUGCCAUCUCAGAGGGACUACAGCAUGCCGGAGUGCUACUGGAACUCCUUCCUCGCCCCAAGCCAUCCAAGAAUAACAAGCACAACACCGAUGGAUCCGCCAUGCAUGGUGAUUGCGAGUCAAGAGGUGACCUUAUUCAACCCGGUGAUCCGGGGUUCGAAGAAGCCCUCAAAAAGAAAAUUCAAUGCUUCCGCGAUAUUCGAACCUCAAUUCUGCAUACCUGGGCCAAAGAAAAGGGUCUCUUGACAAGUGGCUCGUCGCUUCAACGGGUCACCAGCGUAUCAUUCCCAAUGGCUGCUCGCCAUCACAGGGAUCAAGAACAACUCUACGUUCUACUAUACAUUGAGACUCUGAUGGAAGCAGCCGGCGAUGGAGUUCUACGAUUUGUCCAGUUCGCAGACUCCAAAGUAGCCGACGGCACGAUGUCAUCCAAACGACUGAUGGUCCCCAAACCGAGGGUGCUCCGGAAGUGGAUCUCGAGCGUCUUCAGCGACGAAGACAAAGGCCAGGAGAACGACGCGGACUUGUUCGAGAGGGGUAUGGCCAUCAUCUACAUGGGCGAUAGCUUUGCCCACAAGCGGGAUCCGGAGCACUUACCGCCGACGAACGCCUGGCAGCACGCAGGCAAUGCCUUGCGUGCCGUCUCGAGGUUCUUUUCGUCCGAGGAAUCGGCGUUUGGAUUCCGUUGUGCUUGUGCUACCUUGACUAUUGGAAUCGUCGCCUUUCUCGAAAAUACGCAUGUGUUCUUCCAAGAGCAAAGACUUGUAUGGGCUAUGAUUAUCAUAGCUAUCGGGAUGACACAAACUUCGGGGCAAUCAAUUUUCGGCUUCCUUUGCCGAAUUGGCGGGACUCUUGUUGCCGUCGUACUCACACUAAUCACUUGGUACAUCGUUGAUGAGAAGGUCCCGGGCAUAUUUGUGUUCAUGUAUCUGUUCCAAGCUCUGUCCCUCUAUUUCCUAAUCAAGUUCCCACAGUUGACACCCGCUGUCGUGCUCUGCAUGAUAACACAAGUUCUGAUUAUCGGAUAUGAAUUGCAAGUGGUGAAAAUUGGUAUAGCAGCGUCCGAGUCAACAGGGCAGCCAUUCUAUCCGAUAUACGAACUUGCGCCAUAUCGACUGGCGAUUGUCGCGGCUGGCUGUUUGGUCGCUUUUUUCUGGACCAUUUUCCCAUCUCCCGUGACCGAACGGACGUGGCUACGCCGCGACCUCGCGGUCACCUUGUACCUGCUCGCCAAUUACUUCAGCGUCAUUAACGGGACGCUCAAGAGCAAGCUCAAUGGCACAGGCGGCGACCGCAACGUAAAAGGCACCCCAGCCCACCAGCUCGCGAAACAUCGCACUCGCCUGUUCGGUAAGCUGAUGUUGCUCCUGCCCUCGUUGAAGCAGCACGCGGAUUUCCAGAAGUGGGAGCCCACAGUCGGCGGCAAAUUCCCGCGCGACCUGUACGAGGACAUAAUCCUCCGAGCGUCGCGCAUCAACUCGUAUCUGACGCUGCUGUCCUACACCAUUGGCGGCGGGGGCAAGGGCACAGCGGGUAUGACGCUCACGGACGCCCUGGACGCAGCGGCCCCAGACUCCAAGUCGGCCGGGGGCCACAGAUGCGACGGCGCCAACGCCCGCUCGUGGCGGGAUGCGCUAGCGGUGCUACUCGCGGACAUCUCGCCCACGCAGCACAGCAUCAUCAGCACGUUGACGCUGCUCUCGAACGCCCUGCAGUCCGGGCACUCCAUCCCGCCGCAUCUGAAAGUGCCCCGACCCUACGAACUCACGCGCCAGCUCGAGACCCUCUGCGCGACAAUGCCCAGCGCAGAAGAAGACAGCAGCAGCGGAAGCGGAAGCCAAAGUGAAAGCGACUCCUCCUCCUCCUCCUCCUCGGGCAUCAACACCAUCGCGCCAGCCGCCACGAGCCUCCUCGACGCGCGCAACAUGACGCAGGCCGGGUACGCCGAGUUCGCCGUGUUGCAAGUGUGCAGCACCCUCGUGUGCGACGAUCUCGAGGGCCUCGUCGAGAGCGUCAGCAAGCUCGUCGGCGUCGUCGACUUCAGCUACUGCGUCACCUCGAACAGCGCGAGCACGAGCACUUCGGGGGCUAGUAUCCUCGGCGGCGGCGGCGGCGGCAGCAGCAGCAAUGAUCUAGAGAAGGGCAAGAUGGAUUGAUGGAUUGAUUGAUUGAUUGAUGGCCCAGGUAGGUUUUGGGCGCCCGACAACAGCUGCUUUAAUUUCAUGUUCAUCUUCUAUAAUGACCCGGAGACCUCAAAAGUAUUACUUACGAUCGCAGCUUUUAGCAGUACGUUUGUUAGGUGUUAGCUCUUGCCAGGUCAGGUAAACUCGGGGAAAUGAGUGUGUAAUCUAUAUGUACCCAUCUUAUUUAUUUAUUUUGUUUGGGGCGGCGGCGAACUGUAUGUAACUUCUUGGUAACGACAAAAUAUCCCGGUACACAGCACUCAGAUAAGAUGAAUUUCAGAUAACACGUAGACCCCGACGAAGAGGACAACAGACAAAUCAUCAACU